GUUUGCACUCACUCUGCCCUCCCAAGCUCCCCUCCCCAAAAGACUGGCAAGUAACAUGGCUGCUGCUGCUGUCGAGGAGAUUCGUGCGACAGCCUAUGUCGGUUUCGACUCUAUCACCUCACAGAUCGAGCACAAGCUCUUGAAGCGCGGAUUUCAGUUCAACGUGAUCGUCGUUGGACAAACCGGUCUGGGAAAGUCGACGUUGAUCAACACCAUAUUCGCGUCCCAUUUGAUCGACUCGAAGGGUCGUUUGGAAGCGGAUGAGCCUGUCAGACAAACCACGGAAAUUCAGGCCGUCUCGCAUGUUAUCAUCGAGAAUGGUGUCAGACUCCGCCUAAACAUCAACUGUUGGGACCCAAUUGUCAAGUAUAUCAAGGACCAACACAGCGCCUAUCUCCGCAAGGAGCUCACGGCCAUGCGCGACCGUCACAUUCAGGACACUCGCAUUCACUGUUGCCUGUACUUUAUCAGUCCUACUGGGCACUCCCUUCGCGCGAUCGAUGUCAUCGUGAUGAAGAAGUUGAGCGAAGUUGUUAACGUCGUGCCGGUCAUUGCAAAGGCAGACAGCUUGACGUUCGAGGAAAGAGAAGCAUUCAAGCAAAAGAUCCGCGCCGAGCUUGUAUACCACAACAUUCGCUUGUACCCCUUCGACACGGAUGAAAAUGAUGAGGAAGAGAUUCAGCUGAACGAGGGCAUCCGGAACAUCAUUCCGUUUGCUGUCGUUGGCUCUGAGCGCAACGUGAUCAUCGAUGGCAAGUCAGUUCGAGGUCGCAAAAACCGAUGGGGCGUGGUGAACGUCGAAGAUGAGGACCAUUGUGAAUUCGUUCAUCUCAGAAACUUCUUAACGAGGACGCACCUCCAAGACCUUAUUGAAACGACUGCACAGAUCCACUAUGAGGCGUUCCGGUCUAAGCAGCUACUUGCACUUAAGGAGGGCGUGCAGCAAAGGCCGCCGACCAACCAGUGAGAGGACGAGUGGGUCGGACAACUUUUUUCUUGAUCCCGCAGAGAGGCAGUUAUACCCAUCCAGUACCAUUCCUUACGCGCUCGUUUAGUCCCCCGAUAUUCUACUUGCAUGUUUUGACUCCGUUCUUUUUGAUACACCGAGAAGUUCGCUGCGAUACAUAUCAAUA
Messenger RNA from Pisolithus orientalis, 1133 nucleotides. RefSeq names its product Septin-type guanine nucleotide-binding (G) domain-containing protein. Gene Ontology annotation, cellular component: septin ring; microtubule cytoskeleton; septin complex. Bases 56 to 967 code for a protein of 303 amino acids. The record is from RefSeq and is a predicted model, not a curated record. Gene Ontology annotation, biological process: cytoskeleton-dependent cytokinesis. NCBI's taxonomy places the organism in Eukaryota, Fungi, Basidiomycota, Agaricomycetes, Boletales, Pisolithaceae. The transcript is spliced from 8 exons. Gene Ontology annotation, molecular function: molecular adaptor activity; GTP binding; GTPase activity.